Humulus lupulus (European hop) is the source of this 2366-nucleotide messenger RNA. RefSeq names its product vacuolar protein sorting-associated protein 45 homolog. The record is from RefSeq and is a predicted model, not a curated record. The coding region runs from base 102 to 1808 and encodes 568 amino acids. Lineage: Eukaryota; Viridiplantae; Streptophyta; Magnoliopsida; Rosales; Cannabaceae. The transcript is spliced from 13 exons. Gene Ontology annotation, biological process: vesicle-mediated transport; intracellular protein transport. Gene Ontology annotation, cellular component: Golgi membrane.
AGUGAAAGCUUGGCCUUGGUGUGUUCUCCUUCAUUUCUUUGGCUCCGUUGCAGAUCUGAAUCUAUUCUCCAUCAAAACGACGUCGUAACAUCACAGCAACAAUGGUGCUGGUUUCCGCCGCCCGCGAUUACGUCAAUCGGAUGCUUCAGGACAUCUCCGGCAUGAAAGUUCUCAUCCUCGAUUCUCACACCGUUAGUAUAGUGAGUGUUGUGUAUUCACAGUCUGAGCUUCUUCAGAAAGAGGUCUUCUUGGUAGAGUUGAUAGAAUCUAUUUCAAUGUCAAAAGAGUCCAUGUCACAUCUCAAAGCCAUUUACUUCCUCCGACCCACCUCAGAAAAUAUCCAGCAGUUGCGGCGCCAGUUGGCUACUCCAAGAUUUGGAGAGUACCACCUAUUUUUCUCCAACAUGUUGAAGGAUACUCAAAUUCAUAUCUUAGCUGACUCAGAUGAACUAGAAGUUGUCCAGCAAGUUCAGGAGUUCUACGUGGAUUUCGUUGCACUUGAUCCUUACCAUUUCACUCUGAACAUUCCAGCAAAUCACACUUACAUGCUUCCAGCUGUUGUGGACCCUGGAAAUUUGCAGCAUUUCUGUGACCGAGUUGUUGACAGUAUUGCAGCAGUUUUUCUGGCUUUAAAACGGAGACCUGUUAUUCGAUAUCAAAGGACAUCUGAUGCUGCCAAAAGGAUUGCACAUGAAACAUCUAAGUUGAUGUACCAGCAGGAAAGUGGUCUUUUUGAUUUCAGAAGGACAGAAAUUUCUCCUUUGUUAUUGGUGCUUGAUAGAAGAGAUGACCCUGUAACACCAUUGUUGAAUCAAUGGACGUAUCAGGCUAUGGUUCAUGAGUUGAUUGGUAUUCAAGAUAAUAAAGUGGACUUAAGAGCCGUGGACAAACUUCCUAAGGAUCAACAGGAGGUUGUGCUGUCAUCAGAACAAGAUUCAUUUUUUAAAUCUAACAUGUAUGAAAAUUUUGGAGACAUUGGGAUGAACAUUAAACGAUUGGUGGAUGAAUUUCAACAAGUUUCAAAAAGUAACCAGAAUAUUCAGACAAUAGAGGACAUGGCCAAAUUUGUUGACAAUUACCCCGAGUACAGGAAAAUGCAUGGAAAUGUUUCAAAGCAUGUGACAUUGGUCACUGAAAUGAGCAGGAUAGUUGAAGAGCGAAAACUCAUGUUAGUUUCGCAAACUGAACAGGAGUUGGCUUGCAAUGGUGGACAAGGGGCAGCUUUCGAGGCAGUAACAAGUCUUUUAAACAAUGAAAAUGUGUCUGAUUUUGACUGCCUACGCCUUGUGAUGCUGUACGCAUUGCGGUAUGAGAAGGAAAGCCCCGUUCAACUGAUGCAGCUUUUUACCAAACUGUCUUCUCGGUCUCCAAAAUACAAGCCUGGGCUUGUCCAGUUUCUCUUGAAGCAAGCCGGUGUUGAUAAGCGAACUGGGGAUCUUUUUGGAAAUCGGGAUCUUUUGAACAUUGCUCGUAACAUGGCUCGUGGAUUAAAGGGAGUUGAAAAUGUCUACACACAACACCAGCCUCUUCUCUUUCAAACUAUGGAAAACAUUACUAAGGGACGGUUGAGAGACAUGGACUAUCCAUGUGUUGGAAAUCAUUUUCAACAGGGCAGACCGCAGGAUGUAAUCAUUUUCAUUGUUGGUGGGACAACGUACGAGGAAUCUCGUGUUGUUGCUUUACAAAAUGCCACCAAUUCUGGAACUCGCUUCAUACUUGGCGGUUCUGUGGUUCUCAAUUCAAAGAGGUUUCUUAAGGACUUGGAAGAAGCUCAGAGGAUAGCUCGUACUAGUACCUCCAUGGUAUGAAGUUCACCAUCCUGCAAGCUAUGUAGAUAAACAAGUGUUGAAGAUUCGUCUUUCAUACAUCGGUCUCCAUUCGUCUCGGGAAACAGAAGUAUUCUUGCAUUUUCAUAGACAUGGUAACUUGUUUUACUAACUUGUCAAUCUGGGAGUAAUUGAAUUUAUCCACUUCAUCCAUAUCACAUGAUCGUAGCUGUGACACACACCAUGCAGUAGAUACCAAAGAGCAAAAUUGAGUCAAAUUUCACCUCUCUCAACUAGUUCACUAAUCAACCGAGGUAUAUCAUCAACUAUUUGAGCUCUUUUGCUUGUUAAAAUAGAAAAUGUAGUAUUAUGUGUAAAGUAAAAAAAAAAAUUAUAUUCUUUUCUAAUGUAUUUCUUGUGGUUAUAAUACAAAUUUUUUGGUGUGAUUAAACCCAUUAAUCUAGUUUUGCUUUCUUCAUUGGACUUGAGUAUAGAUAAUUAGAUAUUGUGGUGGCGACAUGAGUAUGUUUUAUUUUUGUAUUGUAAGUUGGUACAUUUAUUUUUUCUAUUCUUGAAAUGGUCGUUAUUUUCUUGCUCGAA